Molecule: messenger RNA, 582 nt
Organism: Helobdella robusta
Lineage: Eukaryota; Metazoa; Annelida; Clitellata; Rhynchobdellida; Glossiphoniidae
Exons: 4
Coding region: 1-582 (193 amino acids)
Molecular function (GO): enzyme regulator activity; calcium ion binding
Source: RefSeq, a predicted model, not a curated record
AUGUCUAUAUACAUAGCAUACAUACACAAGCACACAAGCAUUCCUUGCUUUCGAAACAAGUCACCCCGACACCAGAUCCAGAUACAAGCACUUCACCGCUACGCCACAACAAAAUCAUUCCCAGAAUUUAGAGAGACAUUCGACAUAUUUGACUGGAACAAGGAUGGAAAGAUUGACGAGAGUGAAUUGGGUCAGAUGAUGUCCAAAUUAGGUCAGGAAGUUGACCCAAAUGAGGUCAAGGUUAUUCUGAAAAAGGCCGAUAAGGAUGGUGAUGGUUUUAUAAAUUUCAACGAAUUUGUGGACGUCAUGUUGGCCAAUAUUGGUGUCGAUGAAACUGAACUCAUCAGACAGGCUUUCCAGGUGAUUGACGUGGACAAAUCCGGCAAAAUAUCGGCUAAAGAGUUGAAGAAUGUCCUAAAAAAUUUGGGCGAUAUUAUAUCGGACCAGGAAACAGAUGAACUGAUUAGGGAAAUUGAUCUGAAUGGAGACGGUGAAGUUGAUUACGAAGAGAAGUUGAGUCACUCCAUUGUGUCCUAUCAUAUUCCAUCAAUCAUUGACAUGUGGUUGACAAAACAGAUGUAA